Messenger RNA from Nelumbo nucifera (sacred lotus), 882 nucleotides. The record is from RefSeq and is a predicted model, not a curated record. Lineage: Eukaryota; Viridiplantae; Streptophyta; Magnoliopsida; Proteales; Nelumbonaceae.
AUGGUGAAGUUAAACAAAGAGUGCUUAGCCAUUCUUCAAAAUAAAUUGCCCCCAAAGCUUAAGGAUCCAUGGAGUUUUUCUAUACCUUGCACCAUAGGGAAUACUGAAUUUGAAAAAGCUUUAUGUGACUUGGGUGCUAGUAUAAAUUUAAUGCCCUACUCUAUUUUUGAAAAACUCGGAUUGCAUGAACUAACAUCUACAACUAUUACCCUGCAAUUAGCUGAUCGUAGCAUUAAAUAUCCUAGGGGAAUAGUAGAAGAUGUUUUAGUCAAAGUAGGUAAUUUCAUCAUUCCUGUUGAUUUCGUUGUGUUGGAUAUGGAGGAAGAUAGGACAAUGCCAUUGAUUCUAGGGAGACCCUUUCUUGCUACUGGUAAUGCUUUAAUUGAUGUACAAAAGGGUCUACUUACUCUUAVGAUCAAUGRUGAAGAAGUGGUGUUUAAYRUAUUUCAAACCAUGAAGUAUCCCAACACAAGUGAACAUGAAAUAUAUGCAAUCGACUCUAUAGAUGUUUGGGCAGCUAAGAUUAACACAUCAAAGUUAGAUGAUCCCUUUGAAUGUUGCAUUCUUAAUUCGUGUAAAAACAUGCAGGUCAUGGAGGAAGAAGCAAAGGAGGCAGUGAACUAUUUGGAGGCCGGCCAGGAAGGGUGCAAGCCAAGACAAGGAAAAUUUCUGCCACUAGAAGGGCUGACCUCUACCAAACAAUUGCUACCCUCUAUCAAAGCACCUCUAGCUUUGAAACUUAAACCUUUACCUUCUCAUUUGAAAUAUAUAUUUUUGGGAGAAAGUUCCACAUUACUUGUGAUUAUCUCUUUUGAAUUGGCAAGUCUCCGAGAGGAAAAGCUUGUGGGAGUGCUCAAACAACAUAUAUUGGCCAUCGGAUGA